AUGGGUUCCGACGACUGGUUUUAUUUUUCGAUCGGGUUCGGGGAUGAAGCGGCCAUGAUAGUUAGCAAUGUUUACGGUGAUAUCAAGAGGUCAGGGCGAACAUAUCCAGGUGGUAGACGAGCAAAGAUGGCGGACAGGAAUAUGCAGCAGCGGAAGGACGAGAUCCUCGCGAAGAAAGCCAAGCUUGCAGAGCUGAAGCGGCAGAGAGAACUACGACAGCGGGAGUUCUCGCAAAACCGGAUGAGUGUUGGGGAGAACUCAGAGGUGCUAUCUCCUAUUCCACAUCGUUCAGACAACAGAGCCGAACUAGACACCCUCAUAUCCAGAUUAGUCGACCGACCUUCAUCAGCAGCUCUAAGGGAGGGCGGCGAGUCGUCUCCAAGAGGCCGGGGGAGUAGACCCAAUUCAGUUCUUAGUGCUGGACAGCUUAGUGGGGAUAUCGAAGCAUUCACUCCUCCCGCGCGGCCCAUAUCCCUUUCUAUAGCUACCCAAACCAUCGACGAAGCAUCUUAUAGCGCUGUAGCAGAGCCAGCUCCCGUCGCUCCUCCAAAGCUAGAGAUUCUUACAUACAGCAAAGGCGUCCAGACCGAUUCAAUCCCAGAACCAGAAACGCCUGUGGACGAUAUAUCAGAGUUGGAAGAUGCCGGUUCACCUACAACACCUUCUCGGUCGUAUAAGCGGCUAAGCCGAAGGGCUAGGGAAAAGGACGAGGAGAUACGCGAUAAUCUACGAAAGGAAAUUGAAGAAGAGUUAAAAUCUGCAAAGGAUUGGGCCAAUGGUGGAACAACGUCUACGUCUACUCAGCUACGGUACCCCCUACGAACGCUAACGGCUGAUGAACUAAACGCCGUGACCUCUGCCAAUGAAUUUUUAGAUUUCGUCGAAAGAUCUAGCAAGGUUAUUGAAAGAGCUUUGGACGAAGAAUACGAUGUUCUUGCUGAUUAUGCGUUGGGUGGAGUUGGGGCAGAGGAUGAGGACGACGAAGAGUAUGGGACCGGCAGGAAGAAGAGCUACCUGAAGGAAGUUACACAGUUCUUUGACGAACGAUGGAGCAAGAAGCGAAUGAUCAGUGAUAUAAGUUUCUCUCCAAAGUUCCCCGAGCUUGUCCUUGCAUCUUAUACCAAAAACCCGACAGCCCCCCAUGAACCUGACGGCCUCGUACAAGUUUGGAAUCAACACCUUCACACACGGCCCGAAUACGUAUUUCACUCUACCUCCGAUAUUCUAACAGCCAAGUUUUCACCCUUUCAUCCCAACCUCAUAGUAGGCGGUUCAUACUCUGGGCAAGUUCUGCUAUGGGAUACACGAUCAUCCCGCGCUGGAGGCGGUGCACCUGUCCAGAAGACACCGUUAUCAGGAUCAGGACACACCCAUCCGGUGUACAGCAUCGCCAUUGUCGGAACGCAAAAUGCUCAUAAUAUUCUGACAGCUUCGACCGAUGGGGUUGUCUGUGGAUGGACAGUCGACAUGCUCUCGCAGCCACAAGAAUAUCUCGAACUGACAACCCCGCCUCCAUCGAAGACCGAAGAUCUUGCGCCCACGACAUUAUCAUUCCCUCAAUCAGAUCCUACCUUCUUCCUUGUCGGAACCGAAGAGGGAACCAUCUAUCCAUGCCACCGAUAUGAUCGUGCGGGAGCCAAGUCCGGAACAGACCACCGUCUCUCGUACCGAGGACACGCUGCGCCCAUCAUGUCUACUGCCUUCCACCCUGCAAGGGGCCCUGUAGACCUGAGCGAUCUCAUGCUCAGCUCGAGUCUAGACUGGAGUGUGAAACUGUGGCGUAUCCGUGCACCAGCCUCAACAUCGACGUCUGGAACUUCGUCGACAGCACAGCUACAGACCGUCGCGCCCAUUCUUGAUAUUACUCGUGAAGAUGUGGUAUACGAUGCCAAAUGGUCGCCUCACCGGCCGGGUGUGUUUGCCCUUGUGGACGGUGCCGGAAGACUCGAAAUAUGGGACCUACAGCAGGAGACGGAAGUUCCCGUUGCCAGCGGGAUGCCGACAGCCGGCCGUGGCGGUAUAUUAACCAAGGGCCUAAACAAGGUUGCAUGGGAGGAGCGUGAAGGACGAAGAGUUGCUACCGGCGGACUAGACGGCGUGGUGACCAUAUUCGACGUCGGCAAGGGCCUGAGCGGCAAUGCUGAAGAUGUUUCUGCAGAGGAAUGGGCUGGUAUGAAGCGACUGACGGGUAAACUGGAGCAGAGCAGCCGUGAACGAAACCUGUGA
Molecule: messenger RNA, 2226 nt
Organism: Arthroderma uncinatum
Lineage: Eukaryota; Fungi; Ascomycota; Eurotiomycetes; Onygenales; Arthrodermataceae
Product: cytoplasmic dynein 1 intermediate chain 2
Exons: 4
Coding region: 1-2226 (741 amino acids)
Biological process (GO): transport along microtubule
Cellular component (GO): cytoplasmic dynein complex
Molecular function (GO): dynein light chain binding; dynein heavy chain binding
Source: RefSeq, a predicted model, not a curated record